GUUGUCAAUAAUAUUUGUCGCCGCAGGGCGCUUCUACUCAUAGUUUAAUAUCCUUGCUGUGAAAAUUUUGUAAAACCAAAAUUAAAAUCGAAAAAGUACAAUAAAUAAAAUGAAGAUAUAUUAAACUAACUAUUAACAGUUUCAUUAGUGAACGAAAAUAAAAACGCAUGUUUGUGGCUAAAAACAAAGAAAAUAAUUUUCAAUUGAUACUAACAAACACCUUUCGAUAAGCAGUGACUCAGUGAGACACUUAAGAAGGGUAUACUAUUGUUAUUGUCAGUUGGUUAGUGGAGUGGGAGAAGAAAAAUGCCAAGCAGUUUAUUAUUUGCCACCAGUAGUGAAGGCAGAGUUUAUACUUUGUCUACUAGUUCAGCAGCAUGGCGGGAAUUUCCUUAUACUGGUUUGGAAUUCAAGAAAAUUUCUGCUGUCUCCAAUUUUAUGUGGGCCAUUGGUGGGGACCGUCAGGUGUAUGUUCAUGUCCAUGGUCUCGAUGUUCCCAUACGGGUUAAAGAGGAGGCAUACGAAAAUGAGAGAUGGCUGCCCAUAGAGGGAUUUUCGAAAAAGUUAUUGCCAACCGAUCGUUACAAGUUUUCCUCGUCUGAUGGUCAGCAGGAUAGGACAAUAGAAAAGAUACGUUUACCUUCGAUGGCCUGGCAGUGGGAUGGUGAUUGGCAUUUGGAGUUAGAUUUGGAUGGCCAACCUUUGGCCGAAGAUGGUUGGAUGUAUGCUUUAGAUUUUCCAGCCACCUACUCGGUGAAAAAGUCUUGGAAUUCAUAUGUGAGACGUAGGAAAUGGGUGAGAUUUCGCCGUUACAGUGCUUUGAAUUGUUGGUGUGCUGUGGCUCCAUUACACAAGGAUCCCACACAAGAACCAUUUAUAGACGUGGCCGUAGGCGGAACAAAUGUGCCAAAUGCUUCAACAGGGACUCUAGUGGUGUGGGCUAUUACAGCACAUGGCAGGGCCAUGUUCCGGGGCGGGGUGUCAAAUUCAGCCCCCGAAGGUUUACGCUGGACCACUAUUUCUACCCCGGUGGGCAGUGAAUUGUCUCAGCUAAGUGUUGGUCCCACGGGCCUAGUUUGGGCAGUACUUUUCAAUGGACGUGUCAUAGUAAGAUCGGGAGUUACACGUGAUAAUUUAUCAGGCAGUUCCUGGUUAGACGUCAAACCUCCCAUACAUGCCAAUGGCUCGGAUUCAACAAAUACUUUGAAAAUUGUUCAGGUAUCGGUGGGCACCAAUGCCGUUUGGUGUGUUUGCAAUGACUGCAGUGUUUGGUUUAGGCGGGGUAUUAAUGGUGAAGCAUCAGGGGUAAGCGAGGAUGCCGCCAUUGGUAGCGGUUGGGUGGAAAUGAUAGGCAACAUAUCUAUGGUUUCGGUAGCCGCUAAUGAUCAGGUUUUCGCCAUUGGUUCUGCUGAUCGUGCUCUCUACUAUAGAUCUGGAGUCACAACUUCUGAUCCAACUGGAAAAAAAUGGCGUCAAAUACAACUGCCUAUGCAAAUAAGUCGUACCUCUAGUUCCAUGUCUAUAGUAUCACGUAAAAGUGGUAGUUCUUCCACGCCCGGCUCAAAACAACAAAGUUUUUCAAAUCUCUACAGCAAGGAGAAAGAAAAGGGAGUGGUAGAGACAUGUGCUCCCAUAGAAACUGUAGUAGCGCCCAGUAAUGGUGGCUGUAGCUCAAGUAAUGGUGGUGCACAUCCGCCACGUUUUAAAUCUGAACUUUUCCGUUAUUAUACAGAGUCACCACCCAAUGUGGGCAGCCUAAAUUUGAAUGAACGUCAUAAAAAGCGUACAACUAUUCUAAGAGAACCCACUCAUGCCUCAAGUGCACCAGCCACAGAAGUGGCAGAGGUAUCAGGUAAAUCAUAUGAGGCUCAAUUGAAAAAUCCCAGAGCUUGGUCUCCAGUACGUAGUGUAGGUUCUAUGGUGGGUACCGAAGCACAUCCUGAAAGUGAUUCAGCAGUAUUUGAGUCAGAUUCUAUACAUCAUGGCUCAGACGCUUUCCUAGGAGAAGAUGAUGAUCAUGCGGGUUCUCAGUUCUGGACAGAAUGUGAGGUUAUGUGGUCUUAUAUAGCUGCUGGCGCAGUUACUGUAGAUCCCAACAAUAUACCGAAUUGGUUUAACGAACAGCUAUCACCUGAUGGCCGUCUUGAUAUUGAUGCCAAUUGGCGCAAAGAUAUUUUAGAAAAAUUACAAGAGCGUCAAGAUAAAGUCAAUAAAAUACCCAAUCUCUCAAAAUAUGAAAAAGCUAUAGAACUUUCCUCUUGGAUUAAAUCGGCCGAGGCCCGUUAUCAACGACCAAAUAGUUUAGAAUUUGAAGAUUGUCUCAUAGAAUUAGAAUGGGUUAGUGGCAAUUCCGCCUCUACGCCCACCACACAAAAUCCUACAACACAAAAAGAUUCCGAUUCUGGUACAUUCACGGUACUACAUCCCGAUGGUGUUACCACCAAAAUACAAUUUUCUCUCUCAGCCAUAACGUGUGUACAGUGUUGCAGUGAACCAGCCUCACCACGUCUAGCCAUACAUGCUCCCUGUUUGCCCUCGAACUGUUCACCGGUACGUCUGCAGUUUGGCAGUGAUGCCGAAAUGGAAGAUUGGUUGUCUCAUCUCACGUCGGUUUGCUGUCAAAUCAAUGAGGUUAUGGGUAGACCAGCAAAUAAUUCCAUUUGGACUACUACCGAUUUAGGUGAUGUUUUUGUUUUUGAUCCAUGCAAUAUGAAAGCACAACAAUUGGAUACAGUGGGAAAUUGUUAUAGACAGGAAAUGGAUGUCAGUACCAUGGAAACGCCCUACUAUAAUACUUUGUACAAUGGUAUGCCUCGCGGUUCAGAAUUAGAAAUAACGGGUUGUGUUUAUGAUGAUGCCGAUCAAAUACGUUUCGAUUUACAAUGUCAUCCUACUAUUAAAAUGGGUGUUAAGGUUGAGAAGUUUCGUGUGAUUGCCAUGCAUAUUAAUCCAAGAUUUAAUGAAAAAACCAUCGUUCUCAAUACCAUGGAAAAUUCCGAAUGGCAAGAUGAAACACGCUAUGACAAAAUGGUAUUUGCUCCCGGUGAAAGAUUCAAUCUCAAAAUCAAAGCUUUGGAAAACCACUAUACCAUCUUUGUAAAUAAUGUUUAUUUUGUAGACUAUAAAUAUCGCGUAGAUCCCGACUCCAUAACAUGUCUUUAUGUCAGCGGUCGCGUGAAACUAUUCAAUGUAGUCUAUCGUUGCCCUUCGGUUAUUGUUAAUCUACAGCAAAUGUUUUGGCGUCAAAUUGGUGGACAUAUUAAAAAGGUAUUCACUUGUUCGGCGGGCAUAGUAUGGGGCAUGACUUGUGACAAUACAGCCUGGGUGUAUAAUAAUGGUUGGGGUGGUAAUUUCCUUAAGGGCUUAGAGGGCAGCACGGGUAAAAUCAAUAAUAUGGUGGAUACCCACAACUACUAUGUCUACGAAAAUCAACGCUGGAAUCCCAUAAGUGGUUUUACCACCAAAAGUCUGCCAACCGAUCGUUUUAUGUGGAGUGAUGCUUCAGGACGACAGAAACGUAGCAAGGAACAUACAAAACUUUUGUCUUCACACUAUGAAUGGAUUUCAGAUUGGGUUAUUGACUACAAUAUACCGAAUGGUUGUGAUAAGGAGGGUUGGCAAUAUGCCAUUGACUUCCCCACCGCUUAUCAUGCUCAAAAACGUAUAACCGAUUGUGUGCGACGUCGUAGAUGGAUGAAAAAAUGUCGUUUGGUUACCAGUGGUCCGUGGCAGGAGUUGAGUCAUUCUAAAAUACUCGAUGCAGCUUUACAAGUAUUACACUAUAAUAAUAACGAUGAUAGUGCUUAUGAUGAGUCGGAGGAAAUACCCAUUAGUGCCUGGGCUAUUGCCUCAAAUGGUGAUGUACUCAUUAGACAUGGUGUAACUUCUCUCAAUCCCAAGGGUGACAACUGGGAACAUAUAGCCAGUGAACAGCCUUUAAUUGGUAUAGGAGUAACGCCCUCGGGUCAAGUAUGGGUGGUGGGUAAAAAUGGUACCAUUUUCUAUCGUUAUGGUAUAACGCAACAUAAUCCUUUGGGUGACGCCUGGCAAACUAUUGAAGCCCCGGUGGGUGUUAAAUUUAAGGCCAUUUCUGUAGGCCAAGCAGGCAUUUGGGCCUUGGACUGCAGCAAUCGUUUGGCCGUACGCAAGGAGAUAACAAAAACCUUCCCUGAAGGUUCACAUUGGCAGUUUUUAACAAAUAUGCCAAAUAUAGCACCUCACACCGACACCCAUAUUGGUUUCAAAUCUGUCUCGGUAGGCUCUGAAGUCUGGGCGGUGGCUUUGAAUGGUGUGAUCUGCAAACGUUGUGGUAUUAGCAAAGAUAAUCCAGCUGGUUCGGGCUGGAAUAUAGGCAUUCCUGGUCAAUGGCAGCAUUUAAGUGUAGCUAGCUUUUCUUAAGGCCAAAGUAUUUUUUGUUUUAUUUUUAAAUUACUUUCCUAGCUAUUUUUUGUUGUGUUUUUUUAGUAGUAUAUUAUUAUUUAAUUUUUAUUUUGUUAAUUAGUAUUUAUAUUUAGACUGCUUAAAUUUCUAAGAUCUUAAAGUUCUUAUUAUAGAAUUAUUUAUUUAUUUAUGCCAUUAUUAUUACGUGUAUCAUUCCAUAUUUGCUUCAUAUUAUCUCAAAUUCAUUAAAAGUAUACAACAAAUUGAAUAUAUUUAUUAAAUCCAAAUAAAAAUGUAUGUUAUUUAAACAAA
Lucilia cuprina (Australian sheep blowfly) is the source of this 4692-nucleotide messenger RNA. RefSeq names its product tectonin beta-propeller repeat-containing protein (gene Pex23). Bases 307 to 4398 code for a protein of 1363 amino acids. Gene Ontology annotation, cellular component: membrane. NCBI's taxonomy places the organism in Eukaryota, Metazoa, Arthropoda, Insecta, Diptera, Calliphoridae. The record is from RefSeq and is a predicted model, not a curated record. The transcript is spliced from 9 exons. Gene Ontology annotation, molecular function: carbohydrate binding.